AUGGACCCGUUCCAGCUGCGGCUCAACUUUCUCUCGACGCUCAAGCGCCUCUCGGCGAGCCAGUCGUCGAUCCACGCCUCUCUCUCGUUCCUCACGCAGCACUGCCACGCCCCAGCGUCCGUCGACGACCUCUGGUCCUGCCUGAUGGACACGUGCGCCACCUCGAGCCUCAACACGCGCAUCAACCUCCUCUUUCUCAUCUCGUCGCUCUUCACCGACGACUCGCUCUCGACGCCCGCCGUGCGCGCCGCCUACACGCCCCUGCUCCACCGCGACGCAGACAGGCUCGUACACCUCAUGCUGCCGCCGGAUAGGUGGGAGGCCGUGCUCAACCUCGACGCAACGACGAGGGUGCUCGAGACGUGGAGGACAAAGAUGGUCCUCGACCCCAACGACGUCGACCGGCUCGUCGCGCUCGUCGAAUCUGUGCGCGCUCAGCUUUACCGCCUGCCCAAGGAGCAGAGGGGAAAGAGGCAAGGGUGGAGCGAACAGGAGGUAGUCAGGAGGGUCGAAGAGGACCGCGAGCGCCACAAGCGUCUGCGCGAAAACCUCUGGAUCCUCCCGCGCACCUCGACGUCCCAAUCCAUCCUGUUCGGAAUCGAGCCGCACCAAAUCAACCCGCUCUUCCUCGUCGACAGUAAGCCCAGCGCCGGCCCCACUGACGGUGACGGUGACGGUGACGGCGAUGGCGAUGCAAAGGUGGCGACAACAGCGUCGACGAUGCCGAGGACGGCGCACGACCUCGACUUCAGCCAGGCGUGGGAGCAGACGAGCGAGUGGAACUCGGACGACGACGACCUCAUCGCCGACGAGAAUGAAAAACUCGUCCUGCCCCCCGUUUCUGAUGCUUGGUGCUAG
Molecule: messenger RNA, 858 nt
Organism: Pseudozyma flocculosa PF-1
Lineage: Eukaryota; Fungi; Basidiomycota; Ustilaginomycetes; Ustilaginales; Ustilaginaceae
Exons: 2
Coding region: 1-858 (285 amino acids)
Biological process (GO): positive regulation of DNA-templated transcription, elongation; positive regulation of transcription by RNA polymerase I
Cellular component (GO): CTDK-1 complex
Source: RefSeq, a predicted model, not a curated record